UACCAUACUAGCUGUCUUUUACGACAUUCACGUCUGCCCAUGUGCUGAUGCAACCGGUCUGUUAGACUUGGACUUAGUCGUUAGUAUAUAAAUACCUGGUUUGAGCGUAAUACUUGCAUCAUUAUUCAUUAAUUGUUGAUAGUAUCAUGACUGAGGUAUCAGACGAAGUACAAAAGAUGAGUCUAGGUGAAAUAUACACGUCCGACAGCACUGGAUCAGAUGAAACUGGUGAUGGGACAGCAGAAAAGCCUUUCAAAUCUGUCCUUCAGGCAAUGAAGCAUGCAGGGAAAGAGCCUUUUCCAACCAUAUAUGUUGAUGGGAAAGAAGAAGGCAAG
Messenger RNA from Ruditapes philippinarum (Manila clam), 335 nucleotides. RefSeq names its product asparagine--tRNA ligase, cytoplasmic-like. The record is from RefSeq and is a predicted model, not a curated record. Lineage: Eukaryota; Metazoa; Mollusca; Bivalvia; Venerida; Veneridae.